GUGGCGAUCCUGCCCUAGGCAGGGAUGACUUCAUGCGGUGGGUCUGGGCAGCUGAGCAGCUGCUGCAGCCGGCAGGUGGGGUGGGGGCCGCGGUGACCGUGCACACCCCAGUGGAGGCUCUGCCGCCGGACUGCUGCGGGCUCCAUGGACGUGAGCUGACUGGAUCCCGAGAAGGAUGAAAAAAGUCCUCAAAGGGAAACAUUCUGCUGAUGUGGAAGAAGUGAAACAAAAACUGGCAGAAGCAAUAAAAGGCAUCAAAAUCGACGAGUUCGAAAACUGUUUUGCGCAGUGGAAAAAAUAUCUUGAAAGGUGUAUUCCAUCCAAUGGAGAGUGCUUUGAAGGUGACUGAAGUAUAAAAAUUUUCUUGAGUUUCUGGGAAGGCCUGGUUUCCCCAAAGGAGCAAUUUCUGGUAGAAGUCUGAAGGUCUGAUCAAAGAAAAAAAAUCCAGCAUAGCCAAUGAAUUAAGGACAAGAAGGUUUCCACUCAGUCCCUGCUAUGCGGAUAUUUGUUAGCAAUGACUGAUGUGGAAACCACAUAUGCAGAUUUUAUUGCUUCGGGAAGAACAGGUAGAAGAAAUGCAAUACAUGACAUCCUGGUUUCCUCCGCAAGUGGCAACAGCAAUGAAUUAGCCUUGAAAUUAGCAGGUCUUGAUAUCAACAAGACAGAAGGUGAGGAAGAUGCUCAACGAAGCUCAACAGAACAGAGUGGGGAAGCUGAGGGGGAAGCAGCCAAAUCUGAAAGCUAAUACCCCACUUUUAUCUUCCUCUACCUGACCAUGUCUCAGCUCUCCAGGCCUGGUUGGAUUGCAUUUGUAUACAUGAGCGACAAAGGGAGAAAGAACAUGGUUGUUCCACACAGCAGGAACCUGCUCGCUGUCAUGUUAAACAUGGGGGCAGAGGCUCUGGCUGCAGACAGACUCUUCUCUGCCCUUGUCAUUAGCAAUGGCUGAAGUCAUGUGGCUUGUGUCUGGACAUCAUUAUGUAUGGAUCCUUUCACUUGACCACAUGAUGAAAUGCUUGUAGACAGUAGCAGUGACCUAGAUGAUGAUUCUCCCUAUAGCAUCUGGCCCCUCCCAAUGUCAGAGGAUUUAAUUGUGUGUAAUUGCAAAGGGUUGGUUGAACCCCAGAGUUUAACUAUCUCUGGCCCAAGUAUUCACCCAGUAAGAAUACCAUACAGAAAGCACUGUUUUUAGCAUUUUGUGUCCAUGUGUUCCUGCUGUGUUACUUACACUCUUUUGUAUUGUACAACAGAGAUGCUCGGCACUGCCCUCUUCUUUGAUUGCUCAUGAAAAACAAAAAUAAUGUACAUUACUGUGAAUUUUUAUACUACUCAUUUUUUAAAGGGCUGUCUUUUUUUCUUUUCCAUAGUGUGGUGGUGUACACAGGAUAGAACAUACUUUUUUUAACAAUCUUUCCCCUUGAUCCACUGCUGAUGGAUCAAUUAAGUCUAAUAGAUUCAAUAAGACUCCUUUGCUUUUUAUGCAGGCAUUUGGAAUUUUCCAUUAAUAUGAAUAUUACCUGAAAUCAGUUUGUUUGGUGUCUGCACAGACCAGAAUUUCACCUGCAAACCUUGUUUUAUUCCCAAGUGGAACACUUUUCCCAACUAAUAUUUUUAUCUUUAAUUAUGAGGAUUUAAAGAAUUGGGAAGGUAGAAAAGAACAGCCAAGAUAAUAAUAACUAAUAGAAAUGUUUUAUUCUUAUAGAAUCAAAUUUCUCACAAUGCUGUAUUUUUCUCACAAUGUUUAAAUUUGGAAGACAGCACAGGAAAAUGAAAAUAAUGGAGAAAAUGAUCUCCUUGCAAUCAUGUGGACACCAAUCACAAAGCUAACACCCUUGUGUUGUGUUUUUCUUGUCCUUUUUCAGCCCUAUCAGAUCCAAAUAUUAUUAUGCACUUUUUAAUGUUUGUAAACUUUUACUAAUAACUAGUGUGAAUUACAUUCUGAUAUAAUAAUCAUCAUAAUUAGAAGCUAACAAAAUCCUCAUUAAUAUUGUUGAUGGCCUCAGCUGUGUUUUGACAUCAUGGUUCUUAUUUGGAAAGUUUCUGUAAGCUGUGUGAUCCCUCUGGUCAGUAUUAUGAACUCACUUAUCAGUGAUAAUAAAUUGGCUCAUGAAUUACUGAACAACAGGAAGAACUUUACAAUAAAGAGCCCACUUAACUGUCCUCAAAGUCUUAGAAUAGUCCCAUGUAAAGCAGGCUAAACAGCAUUUCAACAGGUAGCUGUAUAAGGACUUACCAAGAACUCAUCCCUCCUUUGUACUUGCAAAUGAGAUGAAAGAUAAGUCUGCCCUCACCCUUUCCCUUUACAGUACUUUUCAAAUGAGAAGGAUAGUGGGGCAUAGGUAUCAUUUGGUCCUCAAUCAUAGAUUCCUAGGGGGAAAAUGUUAUAGCAUGAGUCUCCCAGAAAAUAGAAGAAAAAUUAAGUUUUAAAGUACUACCUUCUAUCUAAACUGUUAAGAGUCCAACAUGUCCAAUUAAAUUCAAACAAAUCUACCUAUUAAUAGACUUAUAAGUGGGAAAAUUGGUUUCUGAGGCUAUUUUAGACCAUCUCUGGUAGUCCAUUUAAAACAUCCAACCCAUAAAAUGACUUUUUCAAUAUCCUCAUAGCUUUAUUGUGAAUCUAGGUUAAGUUCUCUUCACUCUUAAAUUUGUGGAAUUCCACUCUGAUUUCAUGUGGUUUUAUGUAGUUUAGGACUAGUGCUGAGUAUAUGUAGAGGAUGAUGUUCCUAUGUGAUAUACUAUGAUUAAUGCAUGUGGUGUCAUGCUUGUCUUUGAAUAUAUAAUAGUGCUGAAUUGCAAAGUUGUAUGGAGCUUUAGAAUUAUUUUGACCUCUUACUGCUGCUUUGUCUGCUGUAUUCAAACCCAGAGGCAUUCCCAAGCUGAAAGAUAAAAAUCUACUUUCCAAAACAGCUAUUUUACAAAUGUUACACAGCAAAAGUUCACAGUAUCUACCAAAUUUUACUGUAAUAUACUUUACUUGCAAGUCAAUAAUAUACAAGGAAUUGAAUUUUUAGGGAGAGAAGGAAAGUAGAAGUCUAGGGCACUGGCUGAUACUACACAUUAAAUGCCCAUUAACUAACCAACAUACUAAUCACUUCCCAGCACAUAUGCUCCCAUUUAAUCCUCAAAUAGUUCAUUUAAAAAGUGAAUUAUUAGUGUUAUCCCAUUUCACAGAUUGGGAAAUUAAGGCUGACUGAGGUAUAGCUCUCCCAAGUUUAAAAGGCUAACAAAUGAUGAAAUUAAGAUUUGAACCUAUCUUUGUCUCCAAGGAGGUUUCUAUUGCACAGGCCACAAAACUAAAACCAGUAACAGAAUAUGUCUCUCUGGAAGGGAAUAAUGACAGACAGGUGGGUUCAGCCUCCAUAUUUUAGAGAAGGAAGUUGAGUCCAAGGAAUGGGAAUUGUUUCUCUCAAAGUUACCUAUGUAAUGACACAGAUGUGUAUAAAUCAUAGAAAGCGGGCUUUUUAAAAAAUUCAAAUAGUAUUUAUUUUUUGUGUUAUCCUUCCCAAAAGUUAUUUUUCUGGCAUGUAGUCUAUAAAUUUAGCAUUGUUCAGAUGUUUUUAAUGCCCCAUGUCGCCCAUUGAAUUUAACUAGAAAUAGGACACAUUCAGUUUUUCAACUCAUUUGCAACAAAUGUGAACUUACCAGAUUUGCAUUUUAUCAGUUGUAAGCAUCUAUGCCAGAAUAAUGUUAUCAUAAAUGUAUUGAAUUUUUUUCCAAUAGAUAAUAGGCAGCCUUCAAUUUUUAGGCAAUGCCCCAAGAGCUGUGCACUGCAACUCCCUACCCUUGAGUCUUACUCAGACUCAGUGGAAAUACAUCCUUUUAAAAGAUGAAUGACAUUUUUAUUUCUCUUCAGAUAAAGGGUAAAGAAAUGGAACUGCCUGUGGGUAGAAUGCUUUGUGAAACCUAUAGUAAUAGAGGCAAAUGCAUAGUCAUUAAGGGAAAACAAGAAAGGAUCUAUGAUUUAUGGUAUCUCAAUAGGCCCUAAAUUAUUCUUCAAUUAAAAGAGUGGCAGUCUCUGAAGUCAUUUGUGAGCUUGUAUGACUUUUGUAUUUAGCAAUGUUGCAUGCUCACAUAAUUGAUAUUAAAAAGAAUACAUUUUUUUCUGAAAUGUA
Molecule: messenger RNA, 4112 nt
Organism: Phyllostomus hastatus (greater spear-nosed bat)
Lineage: Eukaryota; Metazoa; Chordata; Mammalia; Chiroptera; Phyllostomidae
Gene: PKIA
Product: cAMP-dependent protein kinase inhibitor alpha
Exons: 5
Coding region: 515-745 (76 amino acids)
Biological process (GO): negative regulation of cAMP-dependent protein kinase activity
Cellular component (GO): nucleus; cytoplasm
Molecular function (GO): cAMP-dependent protein kinase inhibitor activity
Source: RefSeq, a predicted model, not a curated record